AUGACCAAGUUCAAGGUUAUAGUGACCUCAGACACUGUCUGCCCGUGGUGCUAUGUCGGCCGCAGACAGCUCCAGGCCGCCCAGCGCCUGUGGGAGCAAAAGUACCCCAACUCCGACGACAGCUUCGCCGUGAGCUACCAACCAUUUCAACUAAAGCCUGAGUGGCCCACGGGUCCUGGGAAAAGCAUCUCCAAGGAAAAGUUCUACAACGACAGGUUCGGCAGUGAGCGCGUGGCUGCUAUGCAAAAACACCUUAGCGGCAUUGGGGAGAGUCUGGGUAUCAAGUUCAAGUACGGCGGACAGACUGGAAACACAAGGGAUUCGCAUCGCCUCGUACAGCUCGCUAAGAAGUACGGCGAGGAAGCCGAGAGCAAGGCGCUCGAUGGACUUUUCGCGGCAUACUUUGAGAAGAACGAGGACAUCACCAGCUACGACACCUUGAGGAACGUGGCGGUUGAGGCGGGAAUCCCUGAGGAUGCGUUCCAGAAGGCUAUUGUCGACAGCGAUGAGGGUGGCCCACAGGUGGACAAGCUGGUCAGCGAGGCGCAGUACAGUGGUGUUAGUGGAGUGCCCGAUUUUGUUCUUCAGGAUCGAUUCCGUCUUAACGGCGCCAACGACCCGUCCACUUUCGUCAGUGUCUGGGAGAAGAUCAAGGCGGCAGAGGGGCAGUAA
Molecule: messenger RNA, 672 nt
Organism: Fusarium sp. VM40
Lineage: Eukaryota; Fungi; Ascomycota; Sordariomycetes; Hypocreales; Nectriaceae
Source: the annotation of a GenBank genome assembly